Messenger RNA from Tyto alba (common barn owl), 3773 nucleotides. It is a transcript of the gene OSBPL6, whose product is annotated as oxysterol binding protein like 6. The record is from RefSeq and is a predicted model, not a curated record. The coding region runs from base 493 to 3366 and encodes 957 amino acids. Gene Ontology annotation, molecular function: cholesterol binding. Gene Ontology annotation, cellular component: plasma membrane; intracellular membrane-bounded organelle; perinuclear endoplasmic reticulum. NCBI's taxonomy places the organism in Eukaryota, Metazoa, Chordata, Aves, Strigiformes, Tytonidae. The transcript has 25 exons.
UGCUCUCCAGUUUAAUUCUGGACCUGAUCUCAUCACCGAAGUCCGUUACUCGGUCCCCGCCGCUGCCCCCUUUUCUCCGACACGCCGGCAUCAACCUGACCCCGGGCUUUGCUUCGCGCACCGGGCCCGGCUGCGGGAGCGGCCGGCGAGGUGCCGUGUCGUGCCGACCCGAGCCGAGCCGAGCCGAGCCGAGCCGAGCCGAGCCGAGCCGAGCCGAGCCCCGCCGCUGCGCGCAGAGGGCCGCGACCGCGCUCGGCAGGAGGGAGCAACACGGCGCAUCCUGCUCGCUCCGCUCCUCUCCGCGCAGCCCAGCCCGGCCCGGCCCCGCGGUACCUGUCACCGGGCCGGGCCCGCUGAUGCAGGUGCCAUUCAGCUGAAUUUCUCUUUGGCUGUCCAUAAAAUCAGAAACAGAAGGAUGCAGAAGACUAUCCCUUGCCUUUUUGUACAUGAGUGAUAAGAGCACAAUAUCAUUACUACAAGUUUGAUGCAAAGAUGAGUUCAGAGGAGAAGAGUAUAUCUCCAGCUCACAAAACAUCCACUCCAUCACAUAGAAGUGCCUCCUCUUCAUCAUCAUCUCAGAGGGACAGGAGGCAGAGUGUUCAUAUUUUGGAGCGGAAGGCUUCUUCAGGAAGCACAGACCCUUCUUUAAGCAAGCAGUUCCUUGAAAGCGACCCUAUCUCUCUAUCCAAGGAACCUGAUAGCUGGGAAAUCAUAGAGGGUCUGAAAAUAGGCCAGACCAAUGUCCAGAAGCCAGACAAACAUGAAGGUUUCAUGCUGAAAAAGAGAAAAUGGCCUUUAAAAGGUUGGCACAAGAGGUUUUUUGUCCUGGAUAAUGGAAUGUUGAAAUAUUCAAAAUCACCGAUUGAUAUACAGAAAGGCAAAGUCCAUGGGAGCAUUGAUGUCGGUUUAUCUGUUAUGUCUAUAAAAAAGAAGGCUCGCAGAAUAGAUCUUGACACAGAAGAACACAUCUAUCAUCUGAAGGUGAAGUCCCAGGAUUCAUUUGAUGCAUGGGUUUCAAAAUUACGCCACCACCGAUUGUACCGUCAGAAUGAGAUUGUGAGAUCUCCAAGGGAUGCUAGCUUUCAUAUAUUCCCUUCAGCUUCUACUACAGAGUCUUCACCAGCUGCUAAUGCAUCGGAUGGAAAAGUGCAACAAAAUAGCUUCCCUUGGCAGUCUCCUAUACCUUGCAGUAACAGCCUUCCUGCUACCUGCACUACUGGUCAGAGUAAAGUAGCAGCCUGGUUGCAGGACUCUGAAGAGAUGGACAGAUGUGCAGAAGAUCUUGCUCAUUGUCAGUCAAACCUUGUGGAACUCAGUAAACUUCUUCAAAAUUUAGAGAUACUACAAAGAACUCAGUCAGCACCAAAUUUCACAGACAUGCAGGCUAACUGUGUAGAUAUUUCAAAGAAAGACAAGCGGGUCACGAGACGAUGGAGAACAAAAAGUGUCAGCAAAGAUGCAAAAAUUCAACUUCAGGAAGGGCCGGCACCGAAGGGCCAGUUCAGCACAACACGACGCCGGCAGAGACUAGCAGCUGCAGUGGCUACAACAGUCCCUUUCAGUGCUACAAUGUCACCUGUUCGACUUCAUUCAUCCAAUCCCAACCUUUGUGCAGACAUUGAGUUUCAGACUCCCCCAAGCCAUGUAACGGACCCUCUGGAGUGCUCUACUGAGUACAUGAAGCUUCAAGAAGAAUUCUGCCUGAUGGCACAAAAAGUGCAUUCUCUUUUGAAGUCUGCCUUUAACAGCAUAGCUAUAGAGAAGGAGAAGCUUAAGCAGAUUGUUUCAGAGCAGGAUCUUACAGGCCACAAUGCUCAAAUAGCACACCUCAGACAGUCCCUCUCUCAGGCUCUCAACCAGAAUGCUGAACUAAGGAGUCGCUUGAACAGAAUACAUUCAGAAUCUGUUAUUUGUGAUCAGGUUGUCAGUGUAAAUAUUAUCCCUAGUCCUGAUGAGACGGGUGAACAAAUUCAUGUCAGUUUGCCACUGUCUCAGCAAGUUUCUAAUGAGAGCAGGCUCUCUAUGUCUGAAUCCGUUUCAGAGUUCUUUGAUGCACAGGAAGUGCUUCUGUCUGCCAGUUCUUCAGAAAAUGAGGCUUCUGAUGAUGAAUCUUAUAUCAGUGAUGUGAGUGAUAACAUAUCUGAGGACAACACCAGUGUUGCAGACAACAUUUCCCGGCAAAUUCUUAAUGGUGAGCUAACAGGAGGUGCAUUUAGGAAUGGACGGAGAACUUGUCUCCCAGCUCCCAGCCCUGACACCAGUAACAUAAAUCUGUGGAAUAUUUUGAGAAAUAAUAUUGGCAAAGAUCUUUCCAAAGUAUCCAUGCCAGUUGAGCUAAAUGAACCUCUGAAUACCUUGCAACAUCUUUGUGAAGAACUGGAAUACAGUGAACUCUUGGACAAGGCUGCUGAGACAGAUGAUCCUUAUGAACGCAUGGUUCUCAUAGCUGCUUUUGCAGCAUCAGGCUAUGCCUCUACAUACUUUAGAGCAGGAAGCAAGCCAUUUAACCCAGUGCUUGGUGAAACUUAUGAAUGUAUUAGAGAAGACAAAGGAUUUCGUUUUUUCUCAGAGCAGGUUAGCCACCAUCCUCCCAUUUCGGCCUGUCACUGUGAAUCGAAGAACUUUGUGUUUUGGCAAGAUAUCAGGUGGAAAAACAAAUUCUGGGGAAAAUCAAUGGAAAUUCUGCCAGUUGGAACCCUGAAUGUGACUCUUCCAAAGUAUGGAGACUACUAUGUCUGGAACAAAGUCACUACUUGCAUACAUAAUAUUCUUAGUGGAAGGAGGUGGAUAGAACACUAUGGAGAGAUAACUAUCAGAAACACAAAAAGCAGUGUUUGUAUUUGUAAACUCACAUUUGUCAAGGUGAACUACUGGAAUUCAAAUGUAAAUGAGGUCCAGGGUGUUGUGAUAGAUCAAGAAGGGAAAGUGGUUCAUCGCCUUUUUGGAAAGUGGCAUGAAGGCCUCUAUUGUGGGGUUGCACCUUCAGCCAAAUGCAUAUGGAGGCCAGGCUCCAUGCCAACCAAUUAUGAACGUUAUUAUGGCUUCACGAGGUUUGCUAUUGAACUCAAUGAAUUAGAUCCUUUACUGAAAGAUCUUCUUCCUACAACAGAUGCACGAUUCAGGCCAGAUCAAAGGCUUCUGGAGGAAGGAAAUAUAGAAGCGGCAUCAUCUGAGAAACAAAGAAUAGAGGAACUCCAGAGAGGUCGGAGGCGGUACAUGGAAGAAAACAGCAUUGAAUAUGUACCCAAAUUUUUUAAAAAAGUUAUUGACGCUAAUCAAAGAGAAGCCUGGGUUACCAAUGACACCUACUGGGAACUACGAAAGGAUCCUGGCUUUAGUAAAGUAGAAAUUCCAGUACUCUGGUAAACUGAGAAUGUAGAUCUAGUAAACAUAUCACUCUGAAGAAAAAAAUAACUAUGCACAAUAUGUUUCUUAUAGCUAAGCGUGGUUUAUGGGUCUACGGAAAAACCUAUCAUUUGCAUUUAUAUUCAUCUUUAUAAUGGACUUCUGAAAGUGCAUUAGACCAGGCCCCUGACCACUUCUGGAUCUUUUUAAUUUUGCAGCAGCCAUUAAAAAAAAGAAAAAAAGAAACAAAAAAAAAAAAGAAACAGAAAUCUUUUAAAGUUUCAUACACUGAAAAUUCAGAACAAAAGAAGCAGAUGAGUUAUCCAAAGUCACUCGGAAGAGAUGGUAAAUGCAAAACUGCAACCGGUGCUUUAAACAGACAUUAAGAGUAAUGUAAUUUAAAUUAAAAAAAAAAAAAAAAGAAGGAA